AUGACGGACGGCGGCCAAGGCAGCGAACUUGCUGCUCUGGAGAAAGUGUUGCUCGAUGAAACUGCGGAUCCAGUCAAUCUACCUUUCUCGCUGCUCAGCUCCAUCACAGGAAAUUUCUCUGAAGCUCAGGAAACCGGCAGGGGCGGGUUCGGAGCCGUUUACAGGGGAGUGCUUCCAAGUGGUCGCUCUAUCGCGGUGAAGCAGCUCUUCGAGAGGUACGAGAUCCUGGACAAGAAUUUCGAGACCGAGGUCACCUGUCUCGCGGGGGUCAAGCACAAGAAUACCGUGAGAUUUCUCGGGUACUGCUCUGAGACGCAGCAAGUACUGAUGCCAUAUGAUGGGAAGCGUGUCUUGGCAGAUGUGCGGCAUAGGCUGCUCUGCUUUGAGUACAUGCCCAAAGGAUGCCUUGCUGACUAUGUCUCCGAUGCAUCUUGUCGACUUCAGUGGACCACACGUUACCAAAUAAUUAAGGGGAUCUGUGAGGGCGUACAUUAUCUUCACCAACAGGGUAUUAUUCACAUGGACCUCAAACCUCAGAAUGUAUUAUUGGAUGAUAACAUGGCGCCCAGAAUUGCGGAUUUCGGUCUAUCACAUCGCUUAAGUGGAAGCCAGAGUCGGGCUAUUACUGAGCACAAGCUUGGGACAAUGGGAUAUAUGGCACCAGAAUUCUUAAUUAGUGGAGAAAUCACCUUCAAGACCGACAUAUAUAGUUUGGGCGUUAUUGUAAUGCAGAUCCUUAUGGGACAUAAGGAGUGCUCCAGUGUUAAGGAGGUAGUUGAAAGCUGGACGGACAUGUUUGGGAUAUCAAAUAGUCACACAUCAUUGGAACAAGUAAAGGCAUGUGCCGAGAUAGGGAUACAAUGUACGAACUAUUACCCAGGGAACAGGCCGACUACAUGGUUUAUCAUCCAUAGAAUACUGGGUGACGCGGAAAUUUCAAAUUGGCCUGUUACAAGUGAUGUAGGUGCCUCAACAGAAGGGCAGGUACAAUCACUCAAUAGUAAACGUAUGUGA
Triticum turgidum subsp. durum (durum wheat) is the source of this 1014-nucleotide messenger RNA. Lineage: Eukaryota; Viridiplantae; Streptophyta; Magnoliopsida; Poales; Poaceae. The record is from the annotation of a GenBank genome assembly.